AAUAUCUAACCAUAACAAAAAUGGCGGCAACAGUUAAGGGAGCUCAUACUUGUACAGUAACAAAAUCAAGAUACGAGCCAAACUGGUCCAGAUUCCCACCUCACGUACCUACUUAUCCGAACCCACCGGCACUUCUAAGGCGAACUGAAGCUGAUAAAUAUACCAAUCCUGGUGAUACAUUUUACACUUACUAUAAAGAAUCAAGACCGUGGAAUGUUGAAUAUCCUGAAUGGAGAGAAGAAUUUUUUAGACUUGACCCAAGAGCACCAGUAGAACGUAAAAUUGAUUAUAAAUUAGGUCCUAAUGCCCCUGCAUACAAACCCUCAGUGAAGCCACCCCUCCCUAAAUGGAAUAGGCAAGGUUUACCGCCAACUGAGGCUAAGAGAGCCUUUGGUAUGAAACGAAUGAGCGAAACCUACGGAGCGAAAAAUUUGUAUGAAUUUUCUAAUGCAAUGACGUCUACUCAAUACAAGAAACCGAUACCUAACGUCUACGGGCCAUUGCUAAGAGAUGAAGUUUAUGGAGUAAGACAUCAGCACAAUUACCAUGGUUUUAUGCCAUUUGAUGAUUAUUAUUUUUGA
Messenger RNA from Dimorphilus gyrociliatus, 581 nucleotides. NCBI's taxonomy places the organism in Eukaryota, Metazoa, Annelida, Polychaeta, Dinophilidae. The record is from the annotation of a GenBank genome assembly.